Molecule: messenger RNA, 1999 nt
Organism: Aphanomyces invadans
Lineage: Eukaryota; Oomycota; Saprolegniomycetes; Saprolegniales; Verrucalvaceae
Exons: 3
Coding region: 44-1855 (603 amino acids)
Biological process (GO): membrane protein proteolysis
Cellular component (GO): lumenal side of endoplasmic reticulum membrane; Golgi-associated vesicle membrane; cytoplasmic side of endoplasmic reticulum membrane
Molecular function (GO): aspartic endopeptidase activity, intramembrane cleaving
Source: RefSeq, a predicted model, not a curated record
ACCAGAGUUGACACACCUUCGUUUCCGGUCCGAGGCUGUGAGGAUGCGGCUGCAAGCGUCGCUCCUUGCGUCAAUCGCGGCGCUUGCGGCGAGCAAGAACCUGUCUGCUGCCGAGAGCAUCAAUACGCUUGCCAGCCACGUGACCGUGCCGCUCCCAAAUAUCUCGUUGGCGGUACUGGAACUGACGUCGUUGGACAACAAAGUGUCCACAAGCAUGUACGUGUCUCCAUCUUUGUUCGGCCCGCCGCUUCCGGCGGCAGUCACGUCGACGUCGUACCUGUCAUUUGCACUGGCCAAUCCUCUCACCGCUUGUACACCGCUUCUGUCGUCCGUCCAAGAUGAAGCUGUGCUCAUCGACCGCGGCGACUGCUCGUUUGAAACCAAGGUCCUGCAUGCCCAAGCAGCGGGAGCGGCGCUCGUGCUAGUCCGCGACACCCCUACAGCCGCGCUCAAACAGCCCAAUCAAGUGGACUGCUCCCUCGGUGCCGGCGACUUUUGCGAAGAGAGCGCGAGUUGCGUCAGUUCAACGUGUGUCUUUUCGCCGCUUCACCAGGAGCGCUGCUGCGUGCGCAACAUUCUGAUCGCGAUGAAUGGGUCGACCGCGGCCAUAUCGACUGUCACCAUUCCUAGCGUCUACCUCACCGUCCUGGAUGGCGCGACCAUCGAGAACUUCUUCGUGGAGCACCCGAACGCCACGUUUGUUACCGUGUCGUUACCGCAAGACGAAAGCCCGUGGAACUGGAGCAUGCUGCUUAUCUGGGCUCUCGGAGUCGCCAUUGUCGUCGCCUCUGCGUACUAUUCAGCGGCCAAGGAGCGUCAAUUCUCCCAGCACCUCCACGCGUCAACCCUGCAUCAUCUCUCGGACCCACACCACGACCCCCCAAGCGCGUCGUCGGCCGCCCUGUCGCCGUUUCAUCACGCGUACUCGCCGAUCCGCGACGCGCAAGAAGAGCCGCUCAACAUGACGCUGCAGCACGCGCUUCUCUUCCUCGUCAUGGGGUCGUGCAUGCUCCUGCUCAUGUACUACGUGCACGUGAUCUUGUUUGUCCAGUGCCUGUUUGCGCUGGCGUCGUGGGUGUGCAUCACCCACUUAAUCACGUACCCGCUCCUGGCCCAUUUGAUGCCACAUCGGCCGCCGCAUGGCGUCGGGUGCAACUGGCCCGCGUUUUGGUCGGUGUGGCCGUCGCUGGCUCUCGUCCUCUGGUGGUUCCUCGCGCGGCACGACCCCCUCGUCUGGAUCUUGCAAAACUUCCUGGGCAUCUGCCUCUGCUUUGUCUUUGUCGAUUCGAUCCACAUCCAAAGCCUCCGGAUCGCUACAAUCCUCCUGGGAGUCGCAUUUGCCUACGAUGUCUUCUUUGUCUACUUUUCGCCGCUCGUGUUUGGGUCGAAUGUGAUGGUGGAAGUCGCUUCCCAGGGCGGCAAGGUCUCCCUCGACUUGAACGCGUUCUGCGUCCGGCACCCCGAGUCCGCCACCUGCGGCCACGACACGAUUCCCCUCGUGCUUUCGAUCCCUCUCAUCCUGUCCACCUACGGCGGGAACUCGCUGCUCGGCCUCGGAGACAUUGUCCUUCCCGCCCUCCUCGUUUCGUUUGCGCUGCGCGUCGACUACUGCCACGUGCGCCCGUUGAACAACGGAUCGAGUUACUUUGUUUGGGCCUGCGUUGCCUACGCCGUCGGGCUGCUCAUGGCCAACGUGAUGGCGAUCGUGCUCCAACACUUCGUCGCUGGCCAGCCCGCGCUCAUGUACAUUGUUCCGUGCAUGCUCGGCGCUGUGCUCACGUUGGCGCGGUCCAAAGGCGCUGACGAGUUCCAAGAAAUGUGGGAUGGCCCGGCCUGCCUCGCCCUGGAUGCGUAGUGCGACAGAAUAUACCAUACUUGAUAGGAUUCUUGGACGACUUGGUCGACUGGCUUGCGUGGCCGACAGCAUCGCGCAACUGUGUCGCAGCGGCAUGACGGGGGGCAUUCUUCUCCGACGGCGAUGGGGAAGCCAUGGGCUAGG